AUGCCUGGAGUACUAAAAGAGCCAAAAAAAGGGAUGUACCAAUUUGAUGCUAUAUCUGACUACUUGCUGCCAGGGAUCUCUCCUGAAGACAUACAAUGGGAAGGUGAAGAGCCUGGAAUCUCUCAUCAAGGAGGUUAUGGUAGAUCAGGUCAUGCGAUGAAUAGAUCCAUCGGGCGUGAUAGUAUUCCAGCUGCAGGAAGAGGUAGGGGGGUGUCAAAAGGUCAAUCCAGAAAGGAUUUUCCUCCAUCACAAAAUGGCAUAGGGAAGAAGGGUUCGGAUGAGAUUCAGUUACUUCAUACAGAUACUCUACUUAAGGAGGUGGAGAAGGUCUUUAGUGCUGGUCUUCUGGACCCUGUGGAAAUUGAAAAAGCAAAGAAAGUACUGAAGGAGCAUGAACAAGCACUCACUGAUGCCAUUGCUAGGCUUGCCGAUAUUUCUGAUGGGGAAAGUGAUGAAGGUGGCCAUUUCUUGCAUGGGCAACCACUGGACCGAGAAUGA
This is a messenger RNA of Ilex paraguariensis (yerba mate), 498 nucleotides long. NCBI's taxonomy places the organism in Eukaryota, Viridiplantae, Streptophyta, Magnoliopsida, Aquifoliales, Aquifoliaceae. The record is from the annotation of a GenBank genome assembly.